This is a messenger RNA of Myripristis murdjan (pinecone soldierfish), 2190 nucleotides long. It is a transcript of the gene mycn, whose product is annotated as MYCN proto-oncogene, bHLH transcription factor. Gene Ontology annotation, biological process: regulation of DNA-templated transcription. The transcript is spliced from 3 exons. Gene Ontology annotation, molecular function: protein dimerization activity; DNA-binding transcription factor activity. The coding region runs from base 131 to 1528 and encodes 465 amino acids. The record is from RefSeq and is a predicted model, not a curated record. NCBI's taxonomy places the organism in Eukaryota, Metazoa, Chordata, Actinopteri, Holocentriformes, Holocentridae.
CUGUCUGUGCUCCCAAAGUAGAUGACUGCUCUAGAUCUAGUGUCUGUAUUACUGACUGCGAGAGACGAAAAAAUCCAGUUCACACAUCAUCAUCCCAAGUCAGGACAAGGUUUUCCGAUUGUGGGAUAGAAUGCCGGCGAUCAUAAGUAAAAACUCCGACUUGGAGUUUGACUCCUUACAACCAUGUUUCUACCCGGACGAGGACGACUUCUACUUCUGUGGCCCCGACUCUGCGCCACCGGGAGAGGACAUCUGGAAGAAAUUCGAGUUGUUGCCCACUCCGCCCCUUUCGCCGAGCCGAGCCGCGCUACCGGGGGAGCAGGCGACGGCCUCCCCGGACGCAGACCCCCUAGGCUUCGGAUUAGGAGACCCACUGGACUGGGCUUCCGAGCUGCUGCUCCUGCCCGAGGACGAUAUCUGGGGGGCACCCGACGAUGGGGACCUGUUCGGCUCCGCUUUGGAUACUACUAAUCCCAACAGCAUCAUCAUCCAGGACUGUAUGUGGAGUGGCUUCUCCGCCAGGGAAAAGUUAGAGCGGGUGGUCACGGAGAAGCUCGGAAAGGCUAUUUCCACCGCCGCGGGAGGCGGCAGGGGUGUGUGCGUCAAGGCGCCGGAGGUGGUUAGCCGCAACUCGGUGUCAGAGUGUGUGGACCCCACGGUGGUAUUCCCUUUCCCUGUCAACAAGAGGACCGGCAGCAGGGAUUCAGCCGGGACCUUGCCCACUUCCACAGCCCACGGAAGCGCUGCCAGUGACUCUGAAGAUGAGGAUGAGGAUGAGGAUGAAGAAGAGGAGGAGGAGGAGGAGGAGGAGGAGGAGGAAGAGGAGGAGGAGGAGAUUGAUGUGGUUACAGUAGAGAAGAGACGUUCCACAAUCACCAAGGCGUCACCCAUGGCGACGGGCACCGUCACCAUCUCUGUGCGUCCCAAGAUGGGUUCAUCCGGGGGCGCUGUCUCAGGGUCCGGUGUGGUGAGCCGGUUCGUCAGCCGGGCGCCGCAGGAGCUGAUCCUGAAGAGGAGCUCGGUCCACCAGCAGCAACACAACUACGCAGCGCCCUCGCCGUACGCGUCGGACGAUGACCCCGCCCCGCCACCCAAGAAACAGAAGACCACUGACGCCCCGCGACCCCCGACCAGAACCAUCUCCUCAUCUUCGUCGUCCUCCUCCACGUCCUGCGGCUCCGUCGGCUCCACCGCCGCCACAUCGGGGGCGCGCAGCAAACGCAGCGCCAGCGGGGACAGCAGCCCGCGAGGCGGCUCCGACUCGGAGGACAGCGAGCGCCGGCGCAACCACAACAUCCUGGAGCGCCAGCGCCGCAACGACCUGCGCUCCAGCUUCCUGACGCUGCGCGACCACGUGCCCGAGCUGGCGCACAACGAGAAGGCGGCCAAGGUGCUGAUCCUGAAGAAGGCCGCCGAGUACGUGAGCUCGCUGGAGACGGAGGAGAUGAGGCUCCAGCAGGAGAAGGACAGGCUCCAGGCCCGCAGGCAGCAGCUGAUGCGCAGGCUGGAGCAGGCCAGGACUCGCUAACAGACAACCGCUUCAACACAUAAACACUCACAUAGACCCUGGACAACCCCCCCUCCGCCACCUCCCACCCAGUUCAGUCUGUUUGAAACACUACACUUCAUCUUGGAAGACGCCGUGACGCAUACACACAUCGGCCUAUACACUUAAGCACACACACAUAGGCCUGCAUAUCUCCGUACACCUGAACACACACACACCCACGAAAUCUCCGAAAACACACUCAGCCAUCUGCAACAGGAUGGACGAGAGGGGGAGGUGCUGGAGGGACACUUGGACUUUCACUGCCGCCACUUUUUUUGCACAUUUGUUGACGUUAAGAAUGUUUAGGGUUUACUUUUUCAAUCCAGUCACAUUGAGGAAAAAAAAAAAGAAAGAAAAACAAAAGAAUGAGGAAGGCGAGAGGAGAGAGAGAGAGGACACACCCCUCGGCUCGUCUCCGCUUCCUCUGGCUUUUAUAUCAAUUCUAUUUGUAUCUUGUUAUUUUAUUUUAUUUUAUUUUUUUUUUUUUUUUUGUACUCACUGUGACACCAGCCUGGAAUCAGGUGACUCCCACAGGGAAGGGUGUUAGAGGGCACUUUGCUUGGAGAGUUCAAAGUUCAGAGUUCACUUAUAGAAAAGCAGUGCACGCUUACUUUGCCUUCACCACUGCAAAAAAAAAAAAA